UUUAUUUCCAGAAACCAGAGGCUGAGGUAAAGGUGAAAGAGGUGAUCUUCUUCAGGUUGUAUUUAGCAACCAAAGACUGUCUUCAUGGACCUUAGAAGACCCAGAACCUCUAGCCAACAUUAUAUCCUUUCAGGCUCUGAUGACUUCAACCUGUACAUGUGGAGAAUUCCUGCAGAUCCAGAAGCAGGUGGCAUUGGUAGGGUGGUCAACGGAGCCUUCAUGGUGCUGAAAGGGCAUCGAUCUAUUGUUAACCAGGUCCGAUUUAAUCCACAUACCUACAUGAUCUGCUCUUCUGGUGUGGAAAAGAUUAUCAAGAUCUGGAGCCCAUACAAGCAGCCAGGAUGCACUGGAGACCUCGAUGGUCGGAUUGAGGACGAUUCCCGCUGCCUCUAUACCCAUGAGGAAUACAUCAGCCUUGUGCUGAACAGUGGGAGUGGCCUGUCUCAUGACUACGCCAAUCAGUCGGUCCAGGAAGACCCUCGGAUGAUGGCCUUCUUUGACUCCCUGGUACGCCGAGAGAUCGAGGGCUGGAGCUCUGACUCAGACAGUGACCUCAGUGAGAGUACUAUCCUCCAACUGCAUGCAGGGGUCAGCGAGCGCUCAGGCUACACUGACUCAGAGUCCUCGGCCUCGCUGCCUCGCUCCCCGCCUCCCACAGUAGAUGAGUCUGCCGACAGCGCCUUCCACCUGGGGCCCCUGCGGGUCACCACCACAAACGCAGUGGCCUCAACUCCACCAACACCCACGUGUGAGGACGCAGCCUCUCGCCAGCAGCGUCUGUCUGCUCUGCGGCGCUACCAAGACAAACGCCUCCUGGCCCUUUCCAAUGAGUCCGAUUCUGAGGAGAAUGUCUGUGAGGUGGAACUAGACACAGAUCUCUUUCCCCGGCCACGGUCACCCAGCCCCGAAGAUGAAUCCAGCAGUUCCAGUAGCUCUAGUAGCUCCGAGGAUGAGGAGGAGCUGAAUGAACGCCGAGCCUGUACCUGGCAGCGGAAUGCCAUGCGGCGCCGACAGAAGACAACCCGAGAAGAGAGGCCCAGUGCCCCGAUCAAGCCCACCAGCACCUACAUCGGAGAAGACAACUAUGAUUACCCCCAGAUCAAAGUGGAUGACCUUUCCUCCUCCCCCACCUCCUCCCCUGAGCGGAGCACUUCCACUCUAGAGAUUCAGCCAAGCCGGGCAUCACCAACUUCUGACAUAGAAUCAGUUGAGCGAAAAAUUUAUAAAGCUUACAAGUGGCUCCGCUACUCUUAUAUAUCCUACUCAAAUAAUAAAGAUGGAGAGACCUCCCUGGUGACCGGCGAGGCAGAUGAAGGGAGAGCAGGAACCAGCCACAAAGACAACCCAGCCCCUUCUUCCAGUAAGGAAGCCUGUCUAAACAUAGCAGUGGCCCAGAGGAACCAGGACCUGCCCCCUGAAGGCUGCAGCACAGACGCUUUUAAAGAAGAGACUCCUAGAAAUCCCAGCAAUGGCCCAGGCCAUGAGCACAGCAGCCACACUUGGGCAGAGGUGCCAGAGGGUACCUCUCAGGACACUGGCAAUAGCGGCUCUGUAGAGCACCCUUUUGAAACCAAGAAGCUCAAUGGAAAGGCCCUGAGCAGUCGGGCUGAGGAGCCGCCCUCUCCUCCUGUCCCCAAGGCAUCUGGCUCCACUCUCAACAGCGGGUCUGGCAGCUGUCCCAGGACCCAGUCUGAUGACAGUGAGGAGAGGAGCCUUGAAACCAUCUGUGCCAACCACAACAAUGGACGCUUACACCCUCGUCCCUCUCACCCCCACAAUAACGGGCAGAACUUGGGGGAGCUGGAGGCGGUGGCCUACUCUUCCCCUGGACACUCAGACACUGACCGUGAUAACUCGUCCUCGUCCCUGACAGGGACACUCCUACACAAAGAUUGUUGCGGGUCUGAAAUGGCCUGUGAGACCCCCAGUGCUGGAACAAGA
Molecule: messenger RNA, 1941 nt
Organism: Cebus imitator (Panamanian white-faced capuchin)
Lineage: Eukaryota; Metazoa; Chordata; Mammalia; Primates; Cebidae
Product: DDB1- and CUL4-associated factor 5
Exons: 4
Biological process (GO): negative regulation of fatty acid biosynthetic process
Cellular component (GO): cytoplasm; Cul4-RING E3 ubiquitin ligase complex
Molecular function (GO): protein binding
Source: RefSeq, a predicted model, not a curated record